AUGCCUUGUGGACCUCUCACAUUUUUCGAUUCGCUCUCAGGAGCCACAAGCGGUGUCUAUCCGAAGUAUUCGCCAGUGAAGUUUGAAGCUACAAAAGCACCGCGGUAAGU
Strongylus vulgaris is the source of this 110-nucleotide messenger RNA. The record is from the annotation of a GenBank genome assembly. Lineage: Eukaryota; Metazoa; Nematoda; Chromadorea; Rhabditida; Strongylidae.